Molecule: messenger RNA, 561 nt
Organism: Colletotrichum destructivum
Lineage: Eukaryota; Fungi; Ascomycota; Sordariomycetes; Glomerellales; Glomerellaceae
Exons: 2
Coding region: 1-561 (186 amino acids)
Source: RefSeq, a predicted model, not a curated record
AUGACACAGUCUUAUGUUAUCGGCGACAGCUCGCCGUUCCUCAAGCGCGUUCUGAUCCCGUUCUGGGUCAUUCGCGUUGCGGUCAUGGUCUUCGAAGUCAUCUUGUACGCCGCCGCCGUCGCCUACACUGCGGCCAAUAGGGACAACCUGGAUCACAUCGACAUUGACGAGCGAACGGCAGGUGCUCUUAUCGCCAUUCUCGUCGUCAUUCUCCUCAUCAUCGCAGGCUGCCUCAUCCUAGACAUCGUCUGCAUCGUCAAGCGAUCGCGGCGCACUCUCAGCCCUCGUUUCUUCCUUGUCGCAAAUGUCAUCCAGACAACAGUCUGGCUGGUCUUGUUCAUCUUGACCAUGUUCGGCGUCAGCAGCCCAAUUGCGCUUGUCAUCGCCAUCGUCGUUUUUGCUUCUUUUAUUGGCCUCCUCAUCUAUUCCAGUGUCAUCUACCACAAGUUUCGCAAGGGUACUUUGGGUGGAAACAUUGCGACCAGCACGAACCCUAGCACUCCUCCGAAGCCAUACGACACAAGUUAUGGGCAUGAGGAGACGGAUAGCCGGCAGGUGUAG